CCGCACACCUUCUCUGUACCCUCGUCGUCGCAUCCACUAGCUUGCUCGACAACACUCACAAUGACCGCGCACGACGAGUCGCGCGAAGCCACGGCGCUUCCGCCACAAACCAAGAACAAUCAUGUCAUCGUCGACGAACCACAGUCGGCCGGUUUAUCGACGCCUCCGGAGGAAGUCAAUGGGUUAGACGUGAAGAGCAGCUCGAGGAAACGGGAACGGGAGGUCUCAUUGGAACCGGCGACACCUCAGACUACCACGCUGGAAAUUGACUCCGAGAAGUCGGACAGCAAAGAUCGUCGUACUCCUGCAAAGAAGAAUCGCACCAGUGACGGCGUCCUCGAAGCGCCACAAGAACAGGCGGAAGACGACGCGAAGCUGAAUGGUUCUCCACCACAUGAGACCAAGGUACGGCAAAUAAGUCAGGGUGUGGAAGAUAUCACAUGGCAAAAUAUGAAGAAGAGCGGCUCGACGGAAGCUCGACCCGAGAAUGGGCAGGAUGUCUCGGGGGGAACAGAUCGGGAGAGCACGAUGGAGGGCGUCGCUGAUGCCCAAGCGCCUGCCGAGACAGAGCAGACUCAAGCAACCGGAGACACAACUCAGGGAGUGGACAGUCAGGACGAGGUGAUCGUCCCUCCGCUUAUGCGUGGGGAGAACCCACCGAUCCUCGACGACGCCGCCGGCGAAGAGGACACGGGUGCAGCCGCUGGUGCGGAGCACCCGGCCGACUCUCAUAUCCCGGGAGCGCCUGAGCCCUCGAACGAGCCGACCUCCCCGUCCGAGUCCGAGAAGACUGUGCCCGAAAAGGUCUCGGAUGCUCCUCGAUUGCCUUCCUCGCACCGACGUGGCUCCGACUCUGACCAGGAGAAGGGGGUCCUAAAGCGCAAGCUUGGCGACCGGACGGUGAGCGAGGCUUUGGUCCCCGGGGAGAUCCCGGGGCGCAACGGCGUCGCGGUUGUUGGAGCAACGAAGCGUCCCCGAGAUGACCCCGAAGUGGACCCCAACACGAGGGAGAGGAAGCGACCGACGCCUCCGCCCGAGGAGGACGAGAAGCAAGCGGAGAAGAAGGAGGCGACGCCACCGAAGGACGCUACUCCUAAACUUGGCGGAUUUGCUGCUUAUGCAUCCACGAGUUCUCCGUUCGCAAAAGUCACGGGACCCCGCGUCUUCGGUGCAAAGCAACCAACCUCUCCUUGGGCGGCUGCAAGCGGCAGUGACAGCUCUGCGAACGCGUUCUCGUCUAGCACGGCGAACUCCCCGUUCUCCUCUUUCGCAUCCUCCCCCUCCCCUUUCGGCUCGUCCGCUCCAUCGAAGGACGCCGCCAAUAGCUCGUCCACUCCCGAGGCGUCCGCCCCACAAGCACACAAGCGGACCGGAUUUGAGGCGUUCGCGUCUGCGACAUCACCCUUUGCUAGUGCGGCGAAGCGGCCCAAGUCCCCUCCCCCAUCCACCAGCUCCAGCGUGCUCCGGAGCCGCUCGCCCUCGCGACACGGCACCCCCGUGCGGUCUGUCAACGCGUUCUCCGCGUACGCCGUCGGGGGCGCACAGGGCUUCGCUGCCCCCACGCCCAGGCGUCCCCCGGCGUUCGGCGACGCGUCUACGUCGAGCUCUGCGGGCGUUUUUGGGGCGUCGGGGUCCAAGGCGGGCGGCAGCGUGCUAGAUGCGGGUAGCGAAUCAGGUUCUGGAGAGGAUAGCGAGAGCGGGAAGGAGGGCAAGGCCGGCAGGAAGGAGAAAGUGGUGAGCUUCGGGGAGCGGCUGAGGGCAGAGAAAGACAGGGAGGACGAGGGUGAGGAAGAGGAGGAACAGAAGAAGCUGAACCUGACUGAGCAGGAGGUGCAUACUGGAGAGGAAGAUGAGGACACAGUAUACCAAGUGCGCGGGAAGCUGUUCGCGCUGAGCGAGCAGAACCAGUGGAAGGAGCGGGGCACGGGGAUGUUGAGGUUGAACGUGAGGACUGAGGAUGGGGGUGGGGCGCGGCUCAUCAUGCGGAAGGAGGCAGUCUACACGGUGCUGCUGAACGCGACGUUGUUCAAGGGCAUGCGGUGCUUCGCUGCUCAGGAUCCUCGGUACAUCCGGUUUAGUGUGAUCGAACACAACGUUACGACGCACUACAACCUCAGGGUAUCGAACGCGAAGAUUGCCGAGGAGCUCCUCGAGGAGAUCAACGCGCAUAUCCCAACCGAUUAGAUCGCCCACCAAAUGCGGAGGGGUCUACGUCUUGUAAGUCCUCAUCUCGCCGCCCAUACAUGAGUCGACUCGAGGACUUCGGACGAUGAGGGCGGCAAGUACCUCUACGCCUCGGAGGCUGCAGAUGCUUCCGCCCCACGUCGAUGAUAUGUUUUACAACACUGCUGGAUCGAAUAUUUCCCUGCGACUGUUACGAUAGUCAAGCUAUUUAGUGCCCUUGAGCCUCCUUUUUGACGAGAACGUUGAAGUAGUUACAAUCCUGUAUAUCUAUUCCCC
This is a messenger RNA of Dichomitus squalens LYAD-421 SS1, 2460 nucleotides long. RefSeq lists its product as uncharacterized. Bases 61 to 2184 code for a protein of 707 amino acids. The record is from RefSeq and is a predicted model, not a curated record. Gene Ontology annotation, cellular component: cytoplasm; nuclear pore. Gene Ontology annotation, molecular function: GTPase activator activity. The transcript is spliced from 7 exons. Lineage: Eukaryota; Fungi; Basidiomycota; Agaricomycetes; Polyporales; Polyporaceae. Gene Ontology annotation, biological process: intracellular transport.